This is a messenger RNA of Lactuca saligna, 850 nucleotides long. NCBI's taxonomy places the organism in Eukaryota, Viridiplantae, Streptophyta, Magnoliopsida, Asterales, Asteraceae. The record is from the annotation of a GenBank genome assembly.
AGUUUAUUCAAGUCUAUUUUGUGGUGAAAAUGUAAUCAUACAAAUAAAAAUCUAACAAAAGCAUCUUUCGAACCUUAUUCUUUGGGCUCACCUCACCCCUUUUCUACCAAAAUCGCAGGCAGCAAUGAGGUCACUAUGCACCAGUAGCCUCCCUAAGUUGCCAUUUUGCCAUUGCGACACCAAAUCCCCCUUUCUUCCAACCCUUCUUCCUCUAAAUCCAUCACCACAUUUUCAAACUUCAAAUAUCUUUCAUCGAAUAUCACAAAUUAAACAAAACCCAAUAACAGUAAUCACAUCAUCAUCAUCGUCAAUGGCUUCCACAACUCAGACAGAUAAAACUACAGAAAAACCCUUCUCUGUUCUCUUCGUCUGUUUGGGAAACAUCUGUCGAAGCCCAGCUGCCGAAGGCGUCUUCACUGAUUUGGUCAAAAAACGAGAUCUUUCUUCCAAGUUUAUCAUCGAUUCUGCUGGCACAAUCAACUAUCACGAGGGAGGUCCAGCGGACUCGCGAAUGAGAGCUGCAUCUAAAAGAAGAGGAAUUGAAAUCACAUCGAUAUCAAGGCCAAUAAGGCCAUCCGAUUUCAAAGAAUUUGAUCUCAUUCUUGCCAUGGACAAGCAAAAUAAAGAGGAUAUACUUGCAGCUUUGGAAAGAUGGAGUUUUAAGGAAGCCUUACCAGCUGAUGCAUACAAGAAGGUUAAGUUAAUGUGUUCUUACUGUAAAAAACAUGAUGAAACUGAAGUGCCUGAUCCUUACUAUGGUGGAGCACAAGGUUUUGAGAAGGUGUUGGAUUUGCUUGAGGAUGCAUGUGAAUCGCUAUUGGAUACCAUUUUGGCAGAAAACAGCUCAUAG